ACACUGAGGAAGGUAAACGCGGAAGCACAAAUAAGCUCCGCGGUGAAAACUUCAGGAAAACGUAAAACUGGAGGUUUAUAUGCUGCCGAACGAACAACAAUAACAAUUCCUCUCACGAUGGGCCUGUGUAACGGCCUGUCCCACUGUAAACUGGCUCUGGCCUUCGCCGUGUUGAUGGAUUUACUGGGUGGAGCCGCUCUGCUGGUGGGAGUCUUCGCCCGUCUGGAAAUCAAAGGACAGGACUAUGGAGACUUACUGGUCUAUACUGGAGCCCUGUUCGUGCUGAUGUCUCUGGCCGGAUGGGUGUUGUGGUACAGCGGCAACAUCGAGGGCCUGACAGCCAAGAAGGAGCUGGGACACAUCGGCAGCGCCGUCGAUCGACUCGCUCGCAACCUCAGCCGCAAGAUCCGCAGCUACAAGAGCUACCACUGAGAGAGGAAGUUGUGGAUACGUUUCACUUUAAAAGUCUGGUUAUAGGUACCUGUGUUUGUCAGUAUUAAUAUGAGAAACAGACAAUGAAUCAAACUGUGUGCUACUAAAAACUUUAGUGUUACAAGCAUGUCAGAAACAUUUCAACUGUAGAAGUGUUGUUGUGUUACAAAAUCAUAAUGUUACUGUUUCAUUAGUUUCAUGAGUUAUGUUUUUUAUUCUUGUAGCAUUUGAAUGUGACUCAUUGAAAACAGCAGUGGACUCUUUAUGGAUUUCAAUA
This is a messenger RNA of Seriola dumerili (greater amberjack), 709 nucleotides long. It is a transcript of the gene tmem238a, whose product is annotated as transmembrane protein 238-like. The record is from RefSeq and is a predicted model, not a curated record. Lineage: Eukaryota; Metazoa; Chordata; Actinopteri; Carangiformes; Carangidae. The transcript has 3 exons. The coding region runs from base 118 to 432 and encodes 104 amino acids.